AUGGCAGCUCGCAAGCUCCAACAGGAGAUUGACAAAUGUUUCAAGAAGGUCGCGGAAGGCGUUGCGACCUUCGAGAGCAUAUACGACAAAAUUAUACAGACGUCAAACCCUUCGCAGAAAGAGAAGCUGGAGGACCAGCUGAAGAAGGAGAUCAAGAAGUUGCAACGGUCGCGCGACCAGAUCAAGACAUGGGCCGCUAUGAGCGAAAUCAAGGACAAGAAGCCGCUGCUAGAACACAGGAAGCUGAUUGAGACACAAAUGGAGCGGUUCAAGGCCGUCGAGAAGGAAAUGAAGACAAAAGCUUACUCGAAAGAAGGGCUGUCGCUAGCAUCCAAAAUCGAUCCAAAAGACCGAGAACGAAUGGAGAUGGUCGAGUUCCUGCAGCAUAUGAACGAAGAGCUGGAACAGCAAGUGGAGAAGAUUGAGGCUGACGUAGAGAUAAUGCAUGCAAGCAUGAAGAAGGGCAAGAAGUCGGACAACUCAAAGGCGGAGCGCAUAGCGGAACUUGAGGACGCAUCGGAACGACACAAAUGGCAUCAGGGCAAGCUGGACUUGCUGCAACGAGCGCUGGAGAACAGCAACGUCGACACAGAACAGGUCAAGGAGAUUGAAGACAGCAUCAAGUACUACGUCGAAGAGAACCAGAGCCCUGAUUUCAUGGAAGACGACACAAUAUACGAUGACUUCAACCUUGACGAAGAGGAAGCCAUCUAUGGCAUGGGCAACGAGGCAGAUCGCGUCUCUUCACAAGACACACAAUCAAUUACGGAAGAACCAGAAGCAGAAUCUCGACCGGCGGUGACGAAGGCAAAAUCCAGCGAAGCAGCAGGCGGACGACGGUCCUCGACACAGCUGAAGUCGCCUCUACCUGUACUGGCGACAUUACAUACACCGUUACCAGGCGCGUCAAAUACAGCAACAAGCUCUAUGAAGCCAGCACCGAUACCAACACGGACGCCAGGCGAACCGCUAAAAUACGCAUCGGCAGCCGCAGCCGCGGCAGCGAGCGACAAGAAUGGUGUAGGAAUCGCCCCUCUACCGCCACCACCAGGGUUGGUCUCGGGGCUAGCCCCUGGACGCUCGAGUGCUACUGCCUCGCCAGCAAUAUCGAGUGUGCAACCGGCAGCACGCGUACAACCGCCUGCCGAGGCGCCAGCACAAUCACAGCCGUCCAAGUCACCAGCGGCCACACCAAGCACGCCGGCCACACCAGCCGCAGAGAAGCAAGAUCUGUCACGUCCAGCGUCGACUGAAGACACCAAAGCGGCAAGCAGGAACAAGACAUCAGCACCAGAGCCGGCUGAGGAAGAAGAGUCGCAAACAACAACAACACCGCCUCUCACCAAUGGUGAAUCACAUGCCGACGAUGAGGAAGAGGAAUCUGUGUACCAUCUACCAUCAAGCUUGCAGGAUCUGCUCGACUCAUUCGAGGCUACCAAAAACGAUAUCAGUGCGUCUGCGACGAAACCUCCUAACGAGCGCAUGCUCGUAGCGUCGAUGGCGACCGCACCAGACUCCGCAGAUACUGAGGCACCGCGCCAUUACCGCCCUCAAAAUCCGUAUCCUUUCACGCCCUCACACUACCCACAGGAACCGCUGGCGAUAUUUGACGACCCUCGCCUCUAUUCUCGCAUUGAGACAGAUGCACUUUUCUACGCCUUUUACUACCGCCAGAACACAUACCAGCAGUAUCUUGCAGCCAAGGCGCUGAAGUCGCAGAGUUGGAGGUUUCACAAGCAGUAUCAGACAUGGUUCCAGCGCCAUGAAGAGCCAAAGGCAAUCACAGAAGAUUACGAACAAGGGACGUAUAGGUUCUUCGACUACGAGAGCACUUGGAUGAACCGGAGGAAGGCAGAUUUCCGAUUUGCCUACAAGUUUUUGGAAGAUGAUCUAUGA
Molecule: messenger RNA, 1896 nt
Organism: Ascochyta rabiei
Lineage: Eukaryota; Fungi; Ascomycota; Dothideomycetes; Pleosporales; Didymellaceae
Product: general negative regulator of transcription subunit 5
Exons: 3
Coding region: 1-1896 (631 amino acids)
Biological process (GO): regulation of DNA-templated transcription; nuclear-transcribed mRNA poly(A) tail shortening
Cellular component (GO): CCR4-NOT core complex; P-body; nucleus
Source: RefSeq, a predicted model, not a curated record